Molecule: messenger RNA, 5592 nt
Organism: Contarinia nasturtii (swede midge)
Lineage: Eukaryota; Metazoa; Arthropoda; Insecta; Diptera; Cecidomyiidae
Product: suppressor APC domain-containing protein 2
Exons: 5
Coding region: 1089-2813 (574 amino acids)
Source: RefSeq, a predicted model, not a curated record
CUUGUGGUUUCAGUUAUUCGAAUCUCGUUGAAUGGUGAGCGUGCUAAUACACCUAUGUGCUUGCCCGUGUUUGCUCACAAUAUUUAACAGAAGAAACAUUCAAAAUACGACGAAAAAAAGAGGCCGUUUAAGUAUGCUACAUGAUGAGACGUCGGUGUUCACCAACGCAUAUAUAUGAAAGAAGACGUGCGGUUUAAAGAGCGAGACAAAACAAAUAUUACAAUACUCAUUGAUAUGUUAUGUUAAAUACCAAUCGAGUGAGAAAUAGAUGAAAAAAAAAAAGUAAAUGACGACAAACACUUUCGUUCGUGAUCAAAAGUUAUUAUCGUUUUACACAUGCACAUAUAAUUCAGUUAUACAUACAAUUCAAAAGAGUUGAACAACAAUCACUUUACAAAUAAGAAGAGAAAAAAAACACGGCGCACAAAUGAUUAAUAUACAAACAUUGUUUUUUAUGCAAUAGAAUUUUAUGAUUUGUUUUUCGGAACGAUUGCAAAUUUGUAAAUAUAUAUCACUCGUGCGAAUGCUUGCUUUAUAGACGAAAAAAAACAAACAAACAAGCAAGACAUCAACAACCAGAGAAAUAAACAAUAGUGCGAUUUUUUGUGAGUGUUAUUCAUUUCAUUCUGAACUAGUUUUAUAAAACACAAAAUCACCGAAUGAAAUCAUAACGUUUUGUUUGCAUUUGGUGUGUGCGCGAAGCGAAAAAGAAGAAGAAGAAUAAGAAAAAUAAAACAAGAACAAAACAAAAAUAGGUGUGCAACGACAAAGAAAAACGUCUCCUUUGCAUGCCGAGUUAAGAAACUAAUCAGUAAGUGAAAUACAGUAUAAUUUAAAGUGCCGUGAACAAAACAAUUAUACAUCAAAAGAAAACAGAAACGAAAAACAGAAACAAAACACAAAAUUAUAACGAAAUAAAUUAUUUUCAAAAGACAUUUAUAAUCAAUUUAACAGUUGUUAUUUGUUGGUUUUGUGUAUGUGUGGUCAGUGGCCGAAAUUCAACCAAACACACACGCCUUACGCGCUAUUUGUUGUUUUUUAAUCCCAUUUUAUUUUAACGAAAGAACCGCACACACAGAAGACGAACAAUGAAUCGAAAUACGAUCAUGAAAUGUGUUCCGCCAAUGAAUACGAUCGGCGAUGGUCAAUCGGCGCUAAAACAUUCUGUGGCACACUUACCACUUCAACAACCAUCGUUGAUCUCAACAAAUAGCAGUUGCCACAGCGGAAGCAGCACAAAUACAACAGACAGUGCCAAUUCACAUUCAAACAGUAGCUGCGGAAGUGGAUCGAGUCCAUUAGAAAAUUUGCCAAAGAAAUUUGUUGAAAGCAUGCGCACUCUAUUCGAUAUUAUGGAUGAUAAACGUACUGGUUUUGUUAAACUAUCGGACAUUGAAGCGCGAUGGCAAGAUGGUUCGAAAGGUUUACCGCAUGGUGUAUUGGAUUGUUUGAGGGCGCUUACACCACUCUCUGGAAUGCUAUCGUUUGAACGAUUUUGUGCCGGUCUGAAAAUAUGCUUGUUACGCAAUCAAGCCAAUAAUAAUGAUUUUAAAAUGAGCCGAAGAUCAUCAACCGAUAGUAAUGGCAACAAUAAUGUACCAUUGAACAAUGGAAAUAAUAUAAACGAUAUUGAGAAUGCAAAAACUGUCGUCAAUGUUGAUAAAACUGCGCAUAUAUUUAAAAGACAAUCUUUGCCGGUGCAACGUACGUUGAGCUUACCAAAAUUGAGUCCAAGUAGUGAUGGUGAUUCGUCAUCCGAUACACCUGUUAUACAAAAUACUGUUUAUGCACCACCUAAACCGCCCCGCACCGCCUUAAUACUGGCAAAUGGAUCAUCGUCCAAUUUAGGCAACGUUAAUGUUGAUGCAAAAGAGCGCUGGGAUAAAGCUGAAAUUCGUAAUGCACUACAGAAUUGGCAAAUGAAUGUACUGAUGAAUGAAUGGGAGGCUAAAGCGAGAGGGGCUAAAGACAAGCGACGAGGAAUGGCAUUACCAAGCACAAGCACAAGCUACAUAAAUCGUGGCACAGCUGACGGAUCACCAAACAAUACAUUGACACAUCAACAACCAUUUCAUCACCAGCAAAUAAAACAACAACAACAACAACAGCAGCAGCAGCAACAGCAACAGCAACAUCAACAAACACCAUCAGUACAACAGCAUUCAGUCACGCUAUCAAAUCAUAAACCAUUGCAAGCGAUCUAUCCAACGAAUCGUUCACCCACACUUUUGGAAUUUCAGAAAAGCAAUCGACGCCGUGAAGUACGUCGUCAUACACUUCAAAACGGCAUCGAUUAUAAUAUGUUGAAGAGAAUCAGACACUAUGAAGAAGAAAAAGAUUUAUUACUCGACGGUUUGCAUGCCGUUGAAAAAGCGCAAGAAUGGUAUUUCAGGCAGAUUGCAUUGGUUCAAGAAAAAAUGAAAUGCUUGGGCCGCGGCGAUGGACAUUUGGAGCAAUGGUCUGAAGCGAAUGAAGAACGGCUGGAUCUACAACGAGCACGAAUAAUGGAAGUAAAUCGAUAUUUGGCAUCACUUGAAGAUGAUUCAAAAGGUGGAUUGAUGCAUAUGAAUUUAGCGGUACGAAAUCAUUAUUACAAUGGCACAAAUAGCUAUCCACAAUUUCAUGAUGUCCAAAUCAAUCAGUUGAAAUUACAAAAUCGCCAACUUACCGACGAAGUAAGCCAGAAAAGCGAACGAAUCACCGAUUUGGAAAUGGAACGAAAAUCGUUAUACCAACAAUAUCAGAAGCUACAACAGCAAUUGGUACGGAAACAGGGACACAUUUUGUGUGGAAAUGAAGAAGUCAUAUUUUGAUGAAAUUCUUUGAAAAAACAGAAAUUGUUCUGUGGGUAGAGAGGAUCACUUUUAUGUAGAUUUUGGCACAAAAUGAAAUGAUGAACAAGAUCAAAAUAUUAUCGCAUAGAUAUCGUAAGAGUAGCAUUUUGCCAAUAUUUCUGCUUGAGUGAGUUGAUCAAUUUGUCAUUUUGUUGCAUCUUUAUUCUAUUUUGACCCAAAAAUUCUUAUUGGUGCCUCAUCAGCUCUUUUCGUGUUGUCAAAAUUUGCGAAUUUAUUUUAAUCUCUCGUAUUUUGAGACUGUACACAAAAUGUACGCAUUUUUCCUUUCAUUCAAUAAAAAUUAGGGUACUUUCAAUGAACAAUAUUUUAUUUUUAUAUUUCGUACAAAUGAUAAUAGAUUUUUGAUUUUUUGAAUGAUUUUCUAAAUGGUUUUUCCGUUGUCAACAAAUUCGUCUUAAAUAUCUGACUUGAUCGAAUUUUGCGGCUUUACAGCACCGUUAGUUUUUUUCGGACGCAUCGUUACUAAACCAGUUCCAUUGAGUUCAUUUCGUCUAGCUCGUAAUGCCAUUGCGCGAGUGGUUACACCGAUCCGAUUUUCCUCAUUGAUUCUAUCCGAACGUCUGGCCACUUUUGCUGAUUUCGAGAUGAUUUUUCCCACAAUUCUCUCUAUUAAUGAAGAAAUACCAAAUGACAGCAAUAAAUAAUCAUGGAAAAAAUAGAUGAUAGACAGAAUUUUCGACUUUAAAAACAAGUGAGAAACUUACGGGUGAUAAGUUUUGAUGAUUGUCCUUGUCUAUUUGAUGUGAUCAGGGAAAUAUUUGUUUCGUUGAGUAGGUUUGAUGAUUGUUCAUGUCCAUUUGAUGUGAUUGUUGAAAUAUUAGUCUCGUUGAAUACCAAGGUUUGGUGGAAGUCUUCGUGUUGCUUUUCGAAGUCAAGAAAAACUUUGAUACGAUCAUUUUCAGUCACAUUUAUAUGGCAUUUUGGGCAAUUUGGACAACUAUUCAGAAAUGAAAUAUGAAAAUUUUGAUUAUUUCAAAUACAUUAUCAACAGGGAAAAAAAUUCAAUUUGAUCUUCUGUGAUCGCAACAAAAAAUCAAUGCACCGCUCAAUAUUGUGAUAAAAAACAUAAAAUCUCACUUACUUUAUAUUCAAGCAUUGCUUGUGAAACAUGUGACCGCAUGCUUUUAGUACAACGACAUCGUCUUUUGGUUUGAAACAGUCAACACAAAUUGAACAAAUGACAUACAUUUUUGGGUUCAUUUUCUUCCAUAUAAUUACAAUUUGGCACAGCCAAUUCAAUAAUACAAAUAUAUAAACUAAAUUAAAAAUAAUUAAAAUUCUGAUAGUAAACUAGUUACACUGCAUCGACGCUACACCAAUUCGACUGAGUCAUUAAUACAAUUGGAUUCGAAUGAGAUAGAAAAUAAAAAGUAUAUCACCGGUGAACAUUUCACAAGAUGAAAUACGUAACAGACGUAUGCGAUCUAUUGAUUUUGUGGAGAUGCAACAGUUGGCAUGAAUGUUGAACAUCAAAAUCGUUAACACUUGUCACGCGCUUAUUUUUGAAUUUAUGCUUUGACACUGUGGCACUUUAAACAGUCAUGCAGUCAUACUAAAAAAUAUGCGUUUGUGAUUGCAGGCUAUGACACAUCGUGUUGUGAUUUAAAAUAAAUGGUAAAAAGCGACACAUUUAAACCAAUUUUGAGACCUUCUAAUUCAGUACUAAUACCAUAGAAAUGUGUAGGUGACGAAAAUCAAGAAAUUGUCGCACAGCUAUCACACUCACUGCGGCAUUUGAGAGUUUUGGAUUUUAAUUCGCUUCGAAAUGUCAUUUUACGGUUUACAUGUAACAAAAACCAAAUGAAUUCGUGUUUUCAAAAAUGUUGAACAUUCCGUUCAAGCAAUUAGCUGAUGAAUCCCAUUCGAUGACUCAAAUUUGUGUUGAUAGUUUGACUCUUUAUAAUAAUGUAUCUUGAACUCACUCACCUCUAAUGCAAAAGCGAAGACAUUUCUGAAAACUUACAUUUAAAAAUAUAUAUUGUAAAAAGAAUAAUUCAAAAAGUUUGUAUGAAUAAUGAUGAUAACUCGAUUAUAAAAAUGAAUGAUUUGCGAUAAGAAUAGAGUUUUAAUGACAUGCAUAUUUUCCAAGAAAAAGUCAUUUCAUUUUGGUUUUUUAUUUUAAACAAUUUUUUUUCGGUUGACAAAUAAUUCAGAUUAUCUACAGUUUAUAUUGAACAUUUAUAAUAAGUUAGUCAUUAAAAUCACCAGUUUUGUUGCUUCAAUUUUCUUGUAUUGUUGUAGAAAUAAAUAAUUUAAGUAAACAGAGUAACCUUUUAAAGAAAAAGACACAUACAUGUACACUAUCUACAUGAAUAACAUUAAACUUCUCAUGAUAAGAAAAAAAAAAAAGUUAGAAUAAAAAGUUUCGACAACAGUUACUAACGUUAUUAAACUCUCUUUUUUUUAAAUGAUUUAACCAAAAUUUUGUGAUUGUCAAAGGUACAUUAAAUUGUACACUAGAGUGUAUUUAUAUAAAAUUCACCUGAGUUAUUUCGCAUCACACAUCUCUAUUGUAACAGCAAAUAUGAAUAAUAAUAAAAAAAAAAUAUUUUGUUGAAAAUAUACGUGCGGUGUUUUUGUGUAAACAUUAAAGAUUUUUGGUUGAUUUCUCAUAAAUUUUGUGCCAAUCAUUGAUACCAUCAUAUGGCAAUGGACUGUGCACAAACGGUGACAACCAUGCCAAAUACCAACGCGAACCGAAAACCAUGCGCGUAUUCUCCAACGGACCUAAAUCGAA